This is a messenger RNA of Bombyx mandarina (wild silkworm), 3233 nucleotides long. RefSeq names its product neuroligin-1. NCBI's taxonomy places the organism in Eukaryota, Metazoa, Arthropoda, Insecta, Lepidoptera, Bombycidae. The record is from RefSeq and is a predicted model, not a curated record.
AGAAGACACUCUCGAGAUGAGCAGAGGUUGCGUGGAGCAGUGCGCUAGUGCACUGCAGGCAGCGUGAUGCGGGCGAGCGCGCGCAGAGGCGGCGGCGCGUGUCCCGCUACCGCGCCCGCCCCUUGCGCGUGAUGCACGCGGGCAGUGCCGCGCUCCACGCGUGGCUCGUCUGCUGCGCGGCCGCGCUCUCCUCGCACAAGUACAGCACGAGGGUCGUACGAACUAAGUACGGGACGCUUCGUGGCAUUGUCGUCCAUUCGCAUCCUCAAGUCGAGGCAUACCUUGGCGUGCCUUACGCCACUCCACCACUAGGUAGCUUAAGAUACAUGCCGCCGGUGACUCCAUCCCAGUGGCGGACGACGCGGCUAGCUGACGCGCCCGGGCCGGCGUGUCCGCAGGCGCCGCCGGCUGCCGUGCCCCGGGACGACGCCUUGCUAGUGCACCCCCGCGCUCGCAUCCGACAACUAGAGAGGCUCCUACCUGUGCUCGCCAAUCAAAGCGAGGACUGCCUUUACGUUAACUUAUACGUUCCUGUAAAUGGGGGCGAGGGUGACGGAGGCGGUGGCGGGCUUCCUUGUCUCGUGUUUGUUCACGGAGAGUCUUAUGAGUGGAGCACGGGUAACGCGUACGACGGCACAACUCUAGCCGCGCAAGGCAACAUCGUUGUAGUCACUAUCAACUUUAGGUUAGGUGUACUGGGUUUUUUAAAGACUGGUGCUAAAGGUUCGGCGCAGGGUAACUUUGGGCUGAUGGACCUUGUGGCGGGACUGCACUGGCUCCGGGAAAAUCUGCCCGCCUUCGGAGGUGAUCCCGAAAGGGUUACGCUUAUGGGUCACGGAACUGGAGCCGCCCUGGCCAACUUUCUCGCAGUUUCACCUGUUGCUCGGGAACUAUUGAAGCGAGUUAUCUUGUUAAGCGGGUCGGGGCUCAGCUCGUGGGCGUUGCAGAGAGAGCCGCUGACGAUAAAAAGAAAGGUGGCGGAACAGACCGGGUGUCACGGAGACUUAUUGGAGGAUGACUUGGCACCGUGCUUGCGAAACAAGCCGCUCUCUGAGCUUCUAGCUGUUAAGCUCGACCCCCCAAGGUUUCUGCCUGGAUUCGCGCCCUUCGUCGAUGGCACUGUUAUUGUCAAUCCAACAUCGGCACCGCCUCCUUCUGACAGCACAAGACUAGGGGCAGGCGCCGCUGCAGUCGCCAACGCUGCGGGUUACGAGCUCGCUGACUUCUCACACAGAGAAUUACUAUUUGGACUCACGACCACUGAGUCGUAUUUGGAAUUUAGCGCGCAAGACUUAGAGUUUGGUUUCAAUGAAAGCAGACGAGAUCGAAUACUUCGCACGUUCGUAAGGAACGCCUAUUACUACCACCUAAACGAAAUAUACUCGACGUUGAAAAAUGAAUACACCGAUUGGGACAAGCCUGUGCAGAAUCCACUUAGCGUUCGGGAUGCAACUCUAGAGGUGCUCAGUGACGGCCGGACAGCGGCGCCUUUGAUCAGGCUCGGAUAUCUCCACGCGUUACGCGGUGGUGUCACUUACUUCACGCAUUUUCACCAUCUCUCUCAAGACAAGGAUUAUCCACAAAGACCAGGUUCAGUUCACGGGGAAGAGUUACCUUACUAUCUUGGAGUACCGCUAUCACAAAUGCAUAACCAGCGGAACUAUACGCAACAGGAGCAAAAAGUAUCCAAACUUUGUUUGCACUACAUCGCGAACUUCGUCAAAUAUGGUAAUCCGAACGAUCCAUCAGCAACUCCUCCUCCCAGUCCGAUGCUCGGUGACGCCCCGCGGCUCGGCCCAGACCAGACCCCGUAUUGGGAUACCUACGACACUAUCAAUCAACUUUACAUGGAAAUCAGUAGCAAGGCGGAGAUGAGGAGCCACUAUCGCGGGCACAAGAUGUCCCUGUGGUUGUCUUUAAUACCGCAGCUACACCGCCCUGGGCCUGAUCUACCCGACGCCACUAUGCGACACCACCAUUUUCAAGAAGACAACGCUAACUAUUAUGAAGGUGCCGUGAGGCCGCAGUCUAUGUCUCGAGCACACAUACCGCACGCGGUCAACAUCGAUGUCGGUCGCAGUGGAGAGACACGCACCACUCCUCCCACACGCGUGUCGCCCCCGCGUCCCUCUCCAAUGCCUCCUGUACCCUCCACUGAGUGUCCACCGAACGUCACGGCCACACCUAUUCAACCAGAUGACGCUCUACUCCGACGGCUCGCGUCUUCCCAUUACCAGUCUUACACCGCCGCACUCACAGUUACCAUAGCAGUCGGAUGUUUUUUGUUAUUACUAAACGUUUUAAUAUUCGCUGGUAUUUAUCACCAACGGGGCUCCCGACCUCGGCGUUCCAAGGACGAUCUCGCCGAGGCCGGGAGUUCCUCUUCCUCUGAUAAUUACGACGGUAAAUUGGACUACGAAGUGCGCACGUUUGACGGGAAAGGUUUCGGGUUUGAGUGUAAGUCGGCGCACGUGCCUCGCGGUUUUGGAUCUAAGUUUGACUUACGGACGUUGUCGGACUGCGGGGAGCCGACAUUCGGUGAGUACAGCUGCUACGAAGAAAAACAUCGAGCGGCACGAAGCUCGAUGCCAGAUGUCAGUGUCGGCAGCGCGAUCGAGGCCGGUAGUCUCGUCUGUAUAGACACUCAGAAGCCCGAUAUACAAAAAGUGGAGGGCCGAUCGCAGGACCCUGUUGGUAGAACGAGUACGUUCGAGCCUCGUGUUGUAGAUAGUUCGACUCAGGUUAAAUUUGGGCCAGAGUCUUCAGAAAAUACGGCAGAAUGCAAUGAAUCUGAGUCCGGAGGUGCGAGUGGGUCAGGGAUACUGCGUGUUCCGACCGCAGCCGCUACGCCAGCGCCUCCUGGUAUCAUGAAGAAGAGAGUGCAAAUACAAGAGAUUUCUGUAUGAGGGUUUCUCGAGACCGCUGCCGAGGUGGUUGUCAAUAAACGGACUAAAUUAUGAUUUUACUAUAUCGGUGUAAAUAAAUAAAAAUGAUCGUGUAAGUUCUCUUGUAAAUACAUCAAAUUAAUAUAUGCCAGAUAGUUAAAUAAAUUGAACAGUGAUAUUAUUUAGGAAUAACAUUUCAGAGAACAGUGAAUGUUAAUUUCAAGUUAUUCUGAGUUGAAAAUUGGAAACGUAACACCCGAGGUAAUAAAAUAUAUCUGAACGUUUUAUACGUUUUCAAUCUGUUGCUCAUAAUUUUACGUGGAUAUUUUAAUUAUCAUAAUGAACACU